This is a messenger RNA of Entelurus aequoreus (snake pipefish), 1242 nucleotides long. RefSeq names its product phosphohistidine phosphatase 1 (gene phpt1). Gene Ontology annotation, biological process: peptidyl-histidine dephosphorylation. The transcript has 3 exons. Bases 138 to 524 code for a protein of 128 amino acids. Gene Ontology annotation, molecular function: protein histidine phosphatase activity. The record is from RefSeq and is a predicted model, not a curated record. NCBI's taxonomy places the organism in Eukaryota, Metazoa, Chordata, Actinopteri, Syngnathiformes, Syngnathidae. Gene Ontology annotation, cellular component: cytosol.
CGAAACCGGAAGUAAUCCAAAUUGUCAGUAUGUGACUACAUCCUCCCUCGCCCUUCUUUAAUAUUGCACAUUUACACACAGUUAAACUAAUUCCAUCUUUAAAAUACAAACUUUUUGUUAGCUAACUUACCGCGGAGAUGUGCACCCAAACGAAGGCGGCCUCCCGCAUGGUGAACAUUCCGCAGGCAGACAUCGAUCCCUCCGGCGUGUUCAAGUAUGUUCUCAUCAGGGUCCACAGCAAGGAGGAGGGCGACGAUACGGAAGUCGACAUAGUCCGAGGAUACGGCUGGGCCGAGUUCCACGCGGAUAUCUAUGAGAAGGUUUCAGAGGAGCUUGAAAAGGACGGACUCCUGGACUGUGAGUGUGUAGGAGGGGGCAGGAUCAGACACGACGCCCAGGACAAGAAGAUCCACGUUUACGGCUACUCCAUAGGCUUUGGAAGAGCAAACCACGCCGUGACCACUGAGAAACUAAAAGUUCAGUAUCCAGACUAUGAGGUGACCUGGGAUAAUGAAGGGUACUGAAAUAAAAAAUAUACUUGACACUUCUUCACGGAGUUUGAAUUUAGCGAUGUCAUCAUCAACCUUUUUAUCAUGAUCUUUUUUAAUACCACAUUUGUGUCCUCAUCACUUUUUAAAGGCCUACUGAAAUGAAAUGUUUGUAUUUAAACGGGAAUAGCAGAUCCAUUCUAUGUGUCAUACGUGAUCAUUUUGCGAUAUUGCCAUAUUUUUGCUGAAAGGAUUUAGUAUAGAACAACGUCGAUAAAGUUCGCAACUUUUGGUCUCUGAUAAAAAAAAACCUUGCCCCUACCGGAAGUAGCGUGACGUUGUCAGUUGUUCACUCCCUCAUAUUUUCCUAUUGUUUUCAACGCAGCUAGAGCGAUUCCGACGAUUACCCCAUUAAUUUGAGCGAGGAUGAAAGAUUCGUGGACGAGGAACGUUAGAGUGACGGACUAGAAUGCAGUGAAAUACAUAUUUUUUUUCGCUCUGACCGUAACUUAGGUACAAGCUGGCUCAUUGGAUUCCACACUUUCUCCUUUUUCUAUUGUGGAUCACGGAUUUGUAUUUUAAACCACCUUGGAUACUAUAUCCUCUUGAAAAUGAGAGUCGAGAACGCAAAAUGGACAUUCAGUGCCUUUUAUCUCCACGACAAUACAUCGGCGAAAUGCUUUAGCUACGAGCUAACGUGAUAGCAUCGUGCUUUAACUGCAUAUAGAAACAAAAAAAAUAAACCCCUGACUGG